Suillus plorans is the source of this 657-nucleotide messenger RNA. RefSeq lists its product as uncharacterized. The record is from RefSeq and is a predicted model, not a curated record. The transcript is spliced from 8 exons. NCBI's taxonomy places the organism in Eukaryota, Fungi, Basidiomycota, Agaricomycetes, Boletales, Suillaceae. The coding region runs from base 1 to 657 and encodes 218 amino acids.
AUGCCAUAUCUAGCAUUAAUCAAUCUAGUGUCGUCAACUACGAUGGACCAACAGGAUGGUGUUGGUUAUUAUGACCCAACUGGCAGAGGCGGGUCGAUGCUCAUCAACGCUGGCGAUGGAUACGGUGAACCUAUGAAUGUCAUAAUCUCUGGUCUUAGCUCUCCUCACGUCCUCAGACUUGACGGAGCUAUCAAUUUUGCCCGUGCUAUUGGAUUUUCUGAAGAAUGUUUCGGCCUUCACUUGGGCGGUUAUAUGCCCGCCAACUUGGGAGAUGGAAACGGAUGGGUCAAUCAAACCAUUGAACUUCGCCAGGACUAUGGAAAUGCAGGAAUCGGAACGUGUCUUGAGAGCAUCAUCGGAGGAAAUCAUUUUCGUAUAUUUGUACAGAACGGUACAACGGCGGACAGUGGCGCUCUCUUCCUAGCCGUGUCUCGAGAGGAGCCCUUAACAGAGAACCAUGAUGUCGUGCCAGAUGGGUACAAUAUUGGCCGCAAUCAGCUGGUGUCGGCAGCGGUUGGUAAAACAUGGUAUAAUGGGGUCAAAUACCACACUGUCGCCCAAAACAUUACUGGUCUCCUUAAAGCUGGCGCUGAUGGUGUUAACCAUGGCAUUGCUCAAGAUGGUAUUGUUACGUUAUUGACCGUCACGAUUUAUUAA